AUGAAACCAGAAACUAAGAAAACAGAACAGACGCAAUCCUCAGAACUCAAAGACCUUUCUCCUCCACCUCUUCCUCUUCGAUACAAAACAUGCAACUUGAGAGUUUCAAUUCACUGUGAAGGCUGCAAGAAAAAAGUGAAAAAAAUUCUUACCACCAUUGAAGGUGUUUAUAGAGUGGACAUUGAUGUGAAGCAGAAUAAGGUAACGGUGAUGGGAAUCGCCGCACCGGAGAUUCUGUUAAGGAAGCUUCUCAAGGCUGGUAAAAACGCCGAUUUGUUGCCGGAGAUACUCGACCCGGUAGUGAACAAACCCGUUGACCCGAAAGAGAACAAAUCCGUAGGCGUAGACCCGAAAGAGAAGAAAAAGAAGAAGAAAGAAGAAAAACCGGAAAUAACCGAUGCAGCUACCUCUUCCGAUUCUGGUAAACCGGAAUCUGAAAAAUCAGACACCGCCGGAGAGUGUGGUUCCGGCGACGGUGGUAAAACUUCUGAUCCGGUGAAAGAAGAGAAAGAAGACGUUAUCAAGAAGAAAGAUUCUGUUCCGGUAGAUUCUCCAUCACCUUUACCGGCUGAAACUACGACACCGGCAACGGCGGCGGCGGCGGCGGGAGAGAAGAAAGCUGAAGAGAGCAGUGGCAAUAUUGGUAAAAAGAAGAAAAAGAAGGGGCAAAAAGUGAACACUAUUGCUAACAAUCCUAACGGUGGACCUGUCCGUAGUCAAUCACUUCCUCCACCCAUUACUACUCCUGAAGCAGAUCACGACCGUCCAUUCAGUCAAAACGAUGGUCAGCAUCAAAUUCUAACCAACAACAAUCCGCCACGUCACGAUGCGUAUCCUUAUCCGCCACCAAACUAUUAUGCGCCGCAAGUGAUGUACGGCGUAAGUUAUAACGUUGCGCAACCUCCUUUGAGCGUAGACGCUGCGUCGUAUUAUACGCCUCCGCCACCGUAUUCGUACGCGUAUAUGCACCCAGGAUAUCUACCGUCCGAUCAAAACCCUUAUCCAUCUCGACCGUCCGAUUCGUUUGAGUUAUUUAGCGAUGAGAAUCCAAACGGUUGUUCAGUAAUGUGA
Molecule: messenger RNA, 1071 nt
Organism: Microthlaspi erraticum
Lineage: Eukaryota; Viridiplantae; Streptophyta; Magnoliopsida; Brassicales; Brassicaceae
Source: the annotation of a GenBank genome assembly